AUGUCAGCGUUCCAAUGUAAUGGGAAUGGCGAUAGUAGUAGCAGUAGCGGUAGCGGUAGUAGUAGCGGUAGUAGUAGCGGUAGUAGUAGCGGUAGUAAUAGCGGUAGCGAUAGUAGUAGCAGUGGCAGUAGCAGCGGCAGUAGCAGCGGCAGUAGCAGCGGCAGUAGCAGCGGCAGUAGCAGCGGCAGUAGCAGCAGUAGCAGGGUAAUGAUGAUAGAAUCGACGAUGGUACUGAUUAUAAUGGUACAAGUAUUAUUUCAUAAUACUAUUGACAGCAGAAUUAGUUGCGACAAUUGUAGUGUAGUUGAGGUGAUGGUGUCCAGUAAUGCUAGUGAUAAUAGUAGGAGAACGAUGGCGGCGAUGGUGGUAGCGAUAGUGGUAGCAACGAUAGCGAUAAUGAACAAAAGUGACCAAUGGACUGGUAAUAGUACUGAUAAUGAUAAAGGAAUCGACAUUAGCAAUAACGCUGGUACUAGUAAUAGUUACUAG
Bombus pyrosoma is the source of this 489-nucleotide messenger RNA. Its product is annotated as sericin-2-like. Lineage: Eukaryota; Metazoa; Arthropoda; Insecta; Hymenoptera; Apidae. Bases 1 to 489 code for a protein of 162 amino acids. The record is from RefSeq and is a predicted model, not a curated record. The transcript has 2 exons.